Messenger RNA from Cuscuta campestris, 1782 nucleotides. The record is from the annotation of a GenBank genome assembly. Lineage: Eukaryota; Viridiplantae; Streptophyta; Magnoliopsida; Solanales; Convolvulaceae.
CAACACCUCUAUUCACCCCCCCCUCUAGAGGUGUGCGAGGUGUCUAACAAUUGGUAUCAGAGCGAGGGAUUUUCAAAGCUUUACCGCUGAAAAUUUAAAAAGAUCAUGGCCGGAAGAACAUUUCAACCCGGAGUUUCCGAAGGACAAUCCACGACAAGGCCACCACUCUUCGACGGCACAAAUUAUGCUUAUUGGAAAGAGAGGAUGAGAAUAUUCAUCCAAUCAAAUGAUUAUGAUUCUUGGUUGGUGAUCAAGCAUGGAGAGAUGGUUCCCACAAAGAUUGUUAACGGGGUUCUUGUUCCAAAGUUAGAGACCGAAUAUACCUCAAAUGACAAGAAGAAGAUGCCACUAAAUGCAAGGGCCAUCAACUUUCUAUAUUGUGCCGUGAACCCGGAUGACUAUCGGAAAAUCUCAAGGUGUAAGACGGCGAAUGAGAUGUGGAGUAAAUUAGAGGUCACAUAUGAAGGAACAAGUAAAGUGAAGGACUCAAAGAUCGACUUACUCACCCAUGAGUAUGAGCUUUUCAUGAUGAUGGAAAAUGAAACAAUAGAUGGCAUGUUCGAGAGAUUUUCAACUAUCGUCUCAAAUUUGGAUAAACUUGGGAAGCAUUAUGAGGAUCAUGUUCUCGUUCGAAAAAUCCUUCGAAGUCUCACACCGGAAUGGAAGUCUACGGUCAAUCCUAUCAAAGAAGGCCGAGAUUACAAUACGUUGACAUAUGAAGCACUUCGAGGUAAACUACUCACUUAUGAAAUGUCUAACUUUUCUAGUGCAGCGGAGAUCAAAAGGGAUCAAAAUCUAUCAUUCAAAGGAGUUGCACUCAAAGCUUCAUCGUCAAAAUAUGUCAAGACAAGCGGCUCUGGAGAAAGUGACAUUCUCAAGUUAUUUAAUGACUUCUUACAAAAUGAGCUUGAGCAAUUGAAUGAGAGUAGAAAGCCUACUUGCUAUGGAUGUGGAGAGCGUGGACAUAUCAAGGGUCAUUGCCCUCAUCGAAAAAUCAAGAAGUCCAAACGUCGAAAGCAAUCCAACUCUAGUUCCUCUUCCUCAUCCGAUGAUGAAGUAGCCAUUUGUCUUAUGGCUCAAAGUGAAUCCGAAGAGGUUCAUUUGGAAGCAUCCAUUGUUCGACACAAGGCUCACAUAAUGAAGUUAAAAUUGAUCUUGAGGUUACUGGAUAAUGAUGAGUUGAGCCUAGAGCAAGUCAAUGAUGUUAAAGAUUUUCAGGAUGCUAUGUGGAGCGCAAUCAGAGGUUGUAAGGCCGACACUUCUCUCUUUGUCUUCUCUCAGCCCAUGGGCACGACCUAUCUACUACUUUAUGUGGAUGAUAUAGUUGUCACAGCAUCCUCUCCAGCACUUCUACAGAGUCUCAUUCAGCAGCUAAAGGCUGAGUUCUCCAUGACUGAUAUGGGCGAUCUGCACUUUUUCCUCGGGAUCAAUGUUCACCGCACAGCUUCUGGCCUGUUCCUCCACCAGACUCAGUUCACGCACGACAUCCUUGAGAGGGCAGGGAUGGUCUCUUGUCGGCCCAUCUCAACCCCGGUGGAUACAAAGGCAAAGCUAUCUGUGUCAGCUGGUUUCCUAUAGUGUCUCUCCUACCUUAAUUAGGAUUGAGACUUGUGUAUAUAUACAUGUACUCUCCUCACAAUUUAUUCAAUGAAAAUACUUCUUCUUCAGUUGGUCCAAGAAAAGAAGCUGUGCAGAAAAGAUGCAGCAUAAUAAUCGAUUAAUGCAUCACCAAUAAUCGAUCAAUGCAUCAUCAUCAACGAUUAAUGAAGCUGAAGGAAAAUC